AUGGGUCUCGCCGCCGCCAAGAACAAGCGCAAGCUCGGCAAUGACCCGAACAACACCAAAUGGUCGCGCAACACCGAUUCCUUCGGCCAGAAGCUCCUCAGGGCUCAGGGGUGGCAGCCGGGUGAGUACCUGGGCGCGACAGGCGCCGCCCAUGCUGAAUGGCACACCCAGGCCAAUUCGACACAUAUCCAGGUCAUCCUGAAGGACGACACGCUCGGCCUCGGGGCGAAACGGAACAAUGGCGAUGAGUGCACCGGUUUAGAUGCGUUCCAGCAUCUUCUUGGGCGGCUCAAUGGCAAGAGUGAUGAUACGUUGGAGGCCGAGCGGAAAGUCCGCGAGGAUGUGAAACUUAGCCUCUAUGUGGAGAGGAAGUUCGGGACCAUCCGGUUUGUGAAGGGCGGCUGGCUGGUUGGCGACCAAGUGACGGAGACUCCUAGUGGUGAAUCUAAAGAUGUGACGCCGGAUUCUGUUUCCGAGGCGCCACAAGAAAUCCCAGAAUCCGAGGAAGACUCGGCACCCAAGAGGUCAAAAUCGAAGAAGCGGAAGGCCGACCAAGAUGCGGAACCGGAAGACGACAAGGCCCGGAAGAAGGAGAGAAAGUCAAAGAAACGGAAGACCGAGCCUGAGGCCGACGCGGAAGAUGAGACUGGAGCGAAGAAACAUAAGAAGUCGAAAAAGGCCAGCCCCGAAGUGGAUGAUCAGAUGCCAAUCGACAGCUCGUCCGAAACGAAAGAGGCGAAGGAAAAGAGGGACAAGAAGAAGGACAAAAAGGAUAAGAAAUAUAAAGAAAAGGGAAAGAAGGAGAAGCGGAAGAAAGAUAAGGGUUCAGAAUCAUCAACAGACACUUCCGAAACCCUAUCUAAAGAGAAGAAGCGGAGGAAAAAGGACUCGGGCUCGGAAACGGCUGAGAGUAGUCUACCCACGCCGAAUGCCAGCGGUACCUCGACGCCUGUACCCACCGGUUCAAGCCGGUACUUGGCAAGAUCGAGGUUCAUUGCCCAGAAAAAGAUGGCGUUUUCUGACAGCGUGGCACUCAACCAAAUCUUCAUGAUUAAGUCUUAG
Dichotomopilus funicola is the source of this 1062-nucleotide messenger RNA. RefSeq lists its product as uncharacterized. Lineage: Eukaryota; Fungi; Ascomycota; Sordariomycetes; Sordariales; Chaetomiaceae. Gene Ontology annotation, molecular function: nucleic acid binding. The record is from RefSeq and is a predicted model, not a curated record. The transcript has 3 exons. The coding region runs from base 1 to 1062 and encodes 353 amino acids. Gene Ontology annotation, cellular component: nucleolus.